AUGGAGUAUGCCAAGAGUAUUCGAAGUGCCUUGCGCCCCCGGACACUGUUCGCCUCAGUGUGUCCCGAGCUGAUAACCGUGAGUCUCCUCUACAAGUCCCAUGGCGUCUCCUUCCUGCAGGUGGACGCUCUCGCAGUCCUGACCUGCGCUAUGCUGACACAGUUACUUGGCAACCUCAGCGCUGUCUACAGCAAUUUUCAACGCACACUGCAACCCAAAGAGCCAGGCGCCAAAGACGACAAGAUCAUCCUCAACUUACUGUCGCUGACACAAGUCCGCCGCUGGUCGUUUUUGUUUUACGGCCUUCAGUUGGCACUACUGGGGCUGACUCACAUCCUUUGUGACAAGAGUAUUGAAAUUACCGGAGUUAUGGCAGUACUCGCCACUGUAGCGUUGCUUUACUGCCGACGUGGUGAAGAUCCUUUGCCAAUAGUGGGUCUGAGGGAAGCUGUGAUAGCAUGGGCAGUUGGGCCAGUGGCGAUGAUCGGUACAGCUUUAUACCUCGUUGGGGAGGUGCCUUGGGCCGUCGUGCUCUACGCGUACAUCGUGAUGCUCUUCGCGUGGGCUUUUCUGGUUCUGGAGAGCGCUCGAGACGCCCCAUUUGCUCGUCGUAUGGGGCGAUCGGACACGUCGUUGGCGUUGAGGUUGGGCUUCCAGUGGAGCUUCCAGGGAUUCUUGCUGAUAAUGGUGUCGUUUUACGGCGUUGUACUGGUGACGGGGAUCGUGAUGGGGCAUCUGGGGAACUUUUUACUUGUUGCGACGAUCGUCAAGCUCAAGGAUAUCAGCGAGGACUUCAGACUCGAGAGACUCAAUCACCUACCCGACCAAUUCGCCAGACUCGCUGUCUUUUUGGGUGUAGGAUUCACCUUGUCAAUUCUUGCAGGGUUGUCGUAA
Phytophthora nicotianae INRA-310 is the source of this 894-nucleotide messenger RNA. RefSeq lists its product as hypothetical. Gene Ontology annotation, molecular function: prenyltransferase activity. Lineage: Eukaryota; Oomycota; Peronosporomycetes; Peronosporales; Peronosporaceae. Gene Ontology annotation, biological process: menaquinone biosynthetic process; vitamin K biosynthetic process. The transcript is spliced from 2 exons. The coding region runs from base 1 to 894 and encodes 297 amino acids. The record is from RefSeq and is a predicted model, not a curated record.